CACUUUACAUAUAUAACAAAAACAAGGAAGAAAACUAUAAAACCAUAAGAUUUUAUUAUUUCUUUCUACAAUGAGCAUAUUGAAAAGUUUAGUGACCAUCUUCGUUCUCGGAAUAUUUUUAACACCUCGUUAUUCCGAAUCUGCGAUAUCUUGCAGUGUUGUUCUAAGCGAUUUGCAGCCAUGUGUUAGCUACUUGACUAGCGGAAGUGGACAACCUCCGGAGACUUGCUGCGACGGAGUUAGGAGUUUAGAUGCAGCGACCACUACAUCCGCUGAUAAAAAGGCGGCUUGUCAAUGCAUCAAGUCAGUGGCCAACAGUGUCACCGUGAAGCCUGAAUUGGCUAAAGCCCUCGCUAGCAAUUGUAACGCGAGCUUGCCUGUUGAUGCAUCUUCUACGGUCGACUGCAAUACGGUUGGUUGAGAUAUUUUCAGUAUCGAGGAGUGGUCCGUCUAUCAUUCUUAUGUAUGACAUUUACAUCAAUAAAGGCCUUGUAUUAUCUUGUUUGUGUCUCUAGGCCAAAUCAUUAUAAGGUUCAUAUAAUUUCGUUAUGUAUGCAUAUGUUCAUGUAUAACAGUAUAAGUAAUAUUUUUGAGAUAUUUUCAGUAUCGAGGAGUGGUCCGUCUAUCAUUCUUACGUAUGACAUUUACAUCAAUAAAGGCCUUGUAUUAUCUUGUUUGUGUCUCUAGGCCAACUUAUAAGGUUCAUAUAAUUUCGUUAUGUAUGCAUAUGUUCAUGUAUAAGUAAUAUCUCUUAAAUUA
Messenger RNA from Brassica napus (rape), 759 nucleotides. Its product is annotated as non-specific lipid-transfer protein 8. Gene Ontology annotation, cellular component: membrane. NCBI's taxonomy places the organism in Eukaryota, Viridiplantae, Streptophyta, Magnoliopsida, Brassicales, Brassicaceae. Bases 71 to 421 code for a protein of 116 amino acids. Gene Ontology annotation, biological process: lipid transport. Gene Ontology annotation, molecular function: lipid binding. The transcript is spliced from 2 exons. The record is from RefSeq and is a predicted model, not a curated record.